AUGCCCAACAGUGGGAUGGCACCAGCAGCAGAGGAGCUCUCAGGCCAAGAGAUCAUGGAAUGGCCUGGGUUGAAAAGGACCACAACGAUCACAGAGUUUCAACGUCCCUGCUACGUGCAGGGUCGCCAACCACCAGAACAGAUGAUGUGGGACAACAUUUUGAUUGCUACCAGAGAGAAGCUCUGGGACAGCUAUUUCAUCAGUAUUUACUGUUUAAGAGUGAAGGCGGCCCAAGGAGCCUCGAACCCGGCGGGGAUCUCCUACCUCCUGCUCCUCCCGCUCCGCCUGCCCGCAGCCGGGAGGCGCGCCCGCAGCUCGCUCCGUCCGCCCAUCCGCGCUGCGCCCGCCGUCUCUGCCCUGCGGGAGGGGGAGGAGGGAGGAAGAAAAAGAGGGAGGGAGGGAGCAGCCCCGUACCACCCCUCGGCCGCGCUGCGCAGCCCGGGAGGAGGCGUGCUCUGCUCCGCGGGGGAGGAGGUCCCCAGCAGUGCCUCCCCCCCUAAAUAUACACACGCAUAUACGCGCUCCGACCCGGCAGGAGGAAGCGUUCCGAAGGAGAUGGGCUUUUCCCGAGGGAUCCCGCAGGAAAUUCCGUCCCUCCCGAGCAAACGAGCAGGACCAAAACCAGGGCAGUGAAGGUGGUCUGACACAUCCUGGCAGCAGCAAAG
Molecule: messenger RNA, 665 nt
Organism: Gallus gallus (chicken)
Lineage: Eukaryota; Metazoa; Chordata; Aves; Galliformes; Phasianidae
Exons: 3
Coding region: 1-633 (210 amino acids)
Source: RefSeq, a predicted model, not a curated record